AUGCCGAACUUGUCGUCAGAGUGCAUGAAGAAGAAGAAUGUAUCUGAAUUACAGGAAGAAGGAAUAAAUGCCAUUAACUUGCCUCUCAGUCCAAUUCCAUUUGAACUAGACCCUGAGGACACUAUGCUAGAGGAAAAUGAAGUCCGAACAAUGGUUGAUCCAAAUUCAAGAAAUGACCCAAAAUUACAAGAACUAAUGAAGGUAUUAAUUGACUGGAUUAAUGAUGUGUUGGUAGGAGAGAGGAUUAUUGUGAAAGACUUGGCUGAAGACCUGUAUGAUGGACAAGUAUUGCAGAAAUUAUUUGAGAAACUUGAAAGUGAGAAGCUGAAUGUAGCUGAAGUUACUCAGUCUGAAAUUGCUCAGAAACAGAAGCUGCAGACAGUACUUGAAAAGAUCAAUGAAACCCUUAAACUCCCUCCAAGAAGCAUUAAGUGGAACGUUGACUCUGUUCAUGCUAAAAGUCUCGUAGCAAUACUUCAUCUUCUGGUUGCAUUAUCACAGUAUUUUCGAGCACCAAUCAGACUCCCAGAUCAUGUGUCCAUUCAGGUUGUUGUUGUGCAGAAACGAGAAGGAAUCCUCCAGUCUCGACAAAUCCAAGAGGAAAUAACUGGUAACACUGAGGCAUUAUCAGGAAGGCAUGAAAGAGAUGCAUUUGAUACUUUAUUUGACCAUGCUCCAGACAAGCUCAAUGUCGUGAAAAAGACUCUCAUCACUUUUGUGAACAAGCAUCUCAAUAAAUUGAAUUUGGAGGUCACUGAACUGGAGACCCAGUUUGCAGAUGGUGUGUACUUAGUCCUGCUAAUGGGUCUCCUCGAAGGCUAUUUUGUUCCUCUGCACAGCUUUUUCUUGACUCCUGAUAGUUUUGAACAAAAGGUCCUCAAUGUAUCCUUUGCAUUUGAGCUAAUGCAAGAUGGUGGAUUGGAAAAACCAAAGCCAAGACCAGAAGAUAUUGUAAAUUGUGACUUGAAGUCUACACUGAGAGUACUGUACAAUUUGUUUACUAAAUACAGGAACGUGGAGUGAAGAAUUGAUUUGGGAUGCAAAGGAGUGUUAACAAAGAAAGCAUCAUAACUAGGAUAUUUUUCGUCGGUAUUCCUCUGCAUCUUUAUCCUAAAAGGAACUAAACCAUUUCUCUGAAGAAUUUUUAAUUGAUUAUUCUUGCACUACUAUUUUCAUAGUAGAUUUAAGACUAAUAUAAAUUAUGAAGAAAAAGGUUUGGAGGAAGGUAUUUGGGUAUAUUCUGGGAGAAUUAAUGUCUCAAUAAUACAUCUUCACACUGUUUUGUAGUAGGUGAAGCAAGAAUGAAAAAAAGAUGUACUAACUUUAAUUCAAAUCAGCCUUUGAAGCCAAUCAUAGGAAGACUCAGCACUGAGUAUUUUAAUAUUUUUUACAUAUAUCUUUUCUAAUCUGGGGAUUUUCUAUCCAUGAUAAAAUGAUUGCAUUCUAAUUAUGAGAAAUGUGCAUGGGAAGAAACAGUUAAAUACUCUUGUUCACGUCACAGCUAAAAAGAAGAGACUUUCUCAAGCACUUAACCCGAUUAAUUUAUAUUUCCAGUGCUGUUAGGCUUGAAUCUUAUGGGUACAAACUGAAGCGGCUACUCAUUCCUUCAGACUUAUUAUAAUGUGAUACUCUGCUUUAAAUAUGUGUUACUGAGCAUUCCGCAUACGCACACUUUGCAGCUUGUCACUUGGUUUUGUUCAAGGUAGAGAUCUUUUUUUCAAAGUACACAUUUCAGGAAAACACACCUGUAAAAUACAGUUUCCCUAUAAUAUUUGUAUUACAUAGUAUUAGAAAGUAAAAGAACAGCUUGUUUUUCUUUUAGUAGUUUAAACACAGGUUUACUAGGUUGCAAGUAUAGAUUUAUUGCUAAAUAGGAUUUAGAAUCUGUCCCUUUGGUUGAUUUUAUGAUGAAUGUAUUUUGCUGCAUAAUGUCCAACACAAAAAAUAAGAUUUAUUUUCCAGAAACAUUCCUGUAGCCUUUCAGAUACAAAAGCACUGCUUUUAGGUCAAAACUACUCCCAUCUGUAAAGACUCCGUUACAGCGUAAGGUUUGUUGGUCAUUUUACAUAGCUAUAAAGAGUACUUUUUUCUAAUCAUAACCAAGUAUAAGCUGUUAUCUGUUUGGUUUUAGCUUUAACAAAGACAGAAAAGAGAAAUGGGAGUUGAUUCUUCCCUUAAACUUGAUAUCAAGCACCAGUUAUGUUUCCAUAAAGAAGCUGAUAGAGACUGCCUGACACGAGUGUUAAUCAUCAAAAACUGCACUGGCAUAAGCUGAAGAGUAAAUUAAUCAUUUGCUGGAAGUAUUGAUGUUAGUAUUAGAUACCUUUCCAAAAGAAGUGUUCCAAUGCAACCACAGAUUCUUGGGAUCCUGGGUUACACAGUAAGGAAAAAAAUCCUUAGGCAGAAAUUACUGGACGACUGUUUAGAAAUCUUUGGACUGCUUGGUGCAGGAAGGAGACUUGUUAAUAGUCAUCCAAUUAUGGCAGAAGUGGUAUAGGUGAAAGGGAAAGCAAUCUGUCAGCUCUUGAGUCUGUUCAUCUGAAGAAAUGCAGUGCUGGCAAGAACGGUCAAUAACAGCUAUAUGUUACUUAGAAUAUAAAGCAUUACAUAUUUUUCAUUUUCCAGGGCUUUUUUUUUAAUGUAGAGUUUUCCAGUGCAACAUUAGCAUAAAGGGAAGACAAGCAAUUACAUCUGUCUUUGACGAACACUAACUGAUGUUUAAUAACAAAAUGAUACUGACUUCUGCUGGGGGGCCACAGAAAUUAUUAUUCUGAGAAGUAAAUACCAACUUUUGCAAAGGAAAGUCAAUAUUUAAUUCAAAGGAUGAUACCUGGAUGUUCUCUGAACUCAGAAAUUGUUACCUGAUUGUUAUAAGCAUUCUAAAUAUCUUUAUUAAAACAUUUUUUUACCUCUGUAUUUUUAACUAAGUUUCUGAAAUUAGAGGUGCAGAAAAUAACAAUUAUUUGCCUUUUACACAGGUAAAUAACUGGACAUUUUGACUUCAGUGAAAAUGAACAUGUUUUCAUUAUAUCUUUAAUAUCUGAGGAGCUAAAUGAUAGGAAUUAACAAAGCAUUUUUUGGGCAAACUGAGACAGAAGUUCUCAUGUAUAUACCAGCAGCAAUUUCAGCUUAUUUUAAUGUUUCACAUGUAAGUUUUUCCUUUGCACACCUAGACUGUAGUAAUUGUAAUUGUUAAUUAGUAAAUGUAUGAUGGUUUUUCUGCAGAUCAUGCUCAGCUGAAAUGCUCUUUUACAUCUCAGCAAUGCCAAAACAUUUUGAUUGCCCUUGUUUUCAGGAGUGCACUUUCUUUAACGAGGAGAUUUAUAUAUGUAAAGGAAAAAGGUUAGGAACGGUGAAACCGGGUUUUGCCUAGACUUGAAAAUAAGUAUUCCUGUGCUAUAUUGGUAUGACAUUAUUGGAGAUUUUUAAUUCUGUCAGACUCCAUUUUCCAUCCGUAAAAAACAUAAAACUGAGACAGAAUGUUGAAAUCCUCAUGCUGAAAUGCAAUUAUGCAGAACCAUAGAAACAUUUAAACAGUAUCCAACCUUUACACGAUUAUCUAUCCUAUGGUAAGAAUUUAUGUAAAUUAAAAUCUGCUAUAUAAACAAGAGUGUCCUAUGUAAAUAUAGACCCAUGUGAUAGUUUUAACACAUUCACACAAAUAGUAUAUGCUGCCAUGUAGGAGUGGGUCACUGCUUAUAUUUUUGACAGUGUAGAUUUAAAUAGCUAUCAAAUAAAUAUGAAAUCUAAUAUACAGAUUAUAUCUAAUAUUUAUUGCUUUGAUACAGAAUAUUAUAGAAAUAUAGAAUACUACUGUAGACAGUUUGUUCUUCAGCAAUCAGCGUAGGCCAGCACCUUCCUUCAGGGAAGUGAAAUGUUAAGUUAGCUGGGCCAAAUUCUGCUGACACCUAUGAUGCUUUUAUUCUUGAUACACAGCGGCGUAUAUUGAUGUACAGCUGAAUGCAGAAUUUUCCUCACUGUUUAUAUUAAGAUAGAAGUUGUUUAAGUUUUAGGUCAAUCCUGGUUUUAUUUAUAAUUACUUUAAGUGAUUAAAUAGAUCCAAGUCAAUGGAUUUAGCCCAUGUAAGAUAUGAACAGUCACCUGGAGAGGCCAGUUUCUCUACUGGUCCCAGAGGGAGCUUCUGAUCUCGAGGCUGCUAUCUCAGUGCUUUGGCUAUGUUUCUAAAGCCAGGUUGUAUGAAUCUAGUGGUGGUAGUAUGAAUCAUGGUGGUAUUUGGAUCUCAUCCACCAGACCAAUGUGCUUGUCUGUUGUGCUCUGUCACAUGAAGGCCCACAGGUAGCCGAGUCCACCGAAAACUGGCAGAUUACUAGCCUGCCUUGAGUAACAAACAAACAGUAAACAUUUCUGCUGCUGGAGCAUUAUGAAACUGCCAAAAGAUCAGUUUUAUGUGUUUCUCUGACUUCUAAUCCAUCCAUUGCAUCCAGCAAUAUGGUAUUCAGAUUUGUUCUGUGGUUGGAGGUAGGCAUCCUUUCCCUAUUGAUGGAUCCUGGCAUGCUCUGUCAACCACACAAAACUUGUUAUUUUUUUCAAAAAGGAGCUACAGAUUCUUAAUAGUAUGUCAAAAAGAUGUUGUCAAAAUAAUUAUCUAAAAUCCUAAUACCUUGAGGUCAGCUCCUUUCAGCUUUCUUUCCCAGCUGACUGGCAUUUAGUUGCCAUAAAGAACAGGCCCUAGAAAAAAGGUAUUGAAGGAAUCCUUGCGUAAUUUUACAUGAGACACACGCAUGAAGUCCAGAAUCGGAUUGCUCUAUAUUUCCGAUGGAGUACAGAUACACCAAGUUUCUUAUUAAAUGAGCUGACUGUGGCAUAUCUAGUUCUUUGCAUUUCUUAGUCAGUAGGUAUCUUCCUGUUAUAGGGGGGCAGCAACGCUUGCAGCUACAUAGUUCAGGAAUUCAAGUGGACCAGCGAGUGCUGGAUAAGGUCCUAAUCUACUUUGAUUGACUGUGGACCAAGUUGCUGAUUGGCAUAUCUCCAUCUAAACCAGUGGCAUUAAAUCAACAGAGCAUUUGGUCCUUUCUGUUUUACAGAGGGUUACAGUACUCGGGAAUGGUUUACAUUCAGGCAGACUAUAUUGAUCGAGGUAAAUGCUACUUGGUUGACCUUUGUUCUUACCUAUUUUCGUAAAGUAUGUUUUUAAAUUCAUGUUUCAAUUUAGCAGACACCUUCCUGCAAGCCACAGUGUUGUAAAGCAGAAUGGCUUUUAAAAGUAAUGGGUUUUAUUUCAUUAGAGAAAGAUAUAUAUGAUAUUUAAUAUACUAGAUAUUACCUUUAGGUCUAGUUCUUGUUAUUCUUGUCUUCCUGUCAAAACAGCCUUCAUGAAUGGCCUGUGUAUGUGCCAAGCACCCAGAGAGAGAACAGUGUCUUGAAGACCUCUUGCAAGAUUUUCUACACUGUUCCCUGAUAGACUUUUGUUGUUUCACUAUAAGAAUUUGUGAGGGUUUUCUCUUUACAGCUGAAGUAAAAUUAAGGGCUGAAGAAAUCCUUUGUAGAAAGUUAUAACUAGUUUAAAGUAAGAUAUUUUGUUUUGAUGUAUCGCAUGAAAAAUGGAGGUAGCAGCACCAAAAUUCCAAAAUUAUGCAUACCUCAGCAACCACAGAUUUUCCAAAGAGGUUUUGAGACAUUUAACAUUUACUAGGGCUAAUUGUAUGUGUUUUGACAAUAUUUUCUGUGUGACUGUUUCUUUUUGCAAUAAUGAGAUUUUCUUUUCUGGCUAACAGUUUAAUACUACACACUCUGCAACAAUGUUAGUGUCAUUGAAAUAUUUGGUUCUCAAUUUCAACAUCAAACUAAUUGAGAAAAAAGAAUAUUUGCAAAAUUUGCUUCUUAACGUGUAUCUGAAAAUAAUGAUUAGUUUAAAUUAAGCUGCAUUGCCUUCAAUUGCAGAGUUAGUAGCUUUCACAGAAUAUAUUUUAUGUACUCUGUAAGUAAGAGACACUCUAUUGCUGAUUUUUUCCUGUGCUUUUUCUGAAACCUUUGUUAUGAUCCACAAUAAAAUUUGCACCUGAAAAUAAA
Molecule: messenger RNA, 6030 nt
Organism: Pygoscelis adeliae (Adelie penguin)
Lineage: Eukaryota; Metazoa; Chordata; Aves; Sphenisciformes; Spheniscidae
Gene: PARVA
Product: parvin, alpha
Exons: 13
Coding region: 1-1023 (340 amino acids)
Biological process (GO): actin cytoskeleton organization; substrate adhesion-dependent cell spreading; cilium assembly
Cellular component (GO): focal adhesion; actin cytoskeleton; cytoplasm
Molecular function (GO): actin binding
Source: RefSeq, a predicted model, not a curated record